CGUGUGAAUAGAAAUAAUAUUUUAAAAACAAUAUUAAAAUGGUUCGCCACAAUAAUCAGUUGCCAGAUAAUUUACCGCAACUGCAAAACCUUGUGAAACGUGAUCCUGAAAGCUACAAGGAAGAUUUUUUGCAGCAAUAUAAAUUUUUUCUGAAUACUUUGGAAAUUUUUAAAUUAUCACCAGACAAGGAAAGCAAAAGUCUUGAUGAACUUGUUAUGUUCUUAGCGCAGGUCGCACAAUGUUAUCCAGAAGAACUUAAAUUAUUUCCCCAGCAACUUGUGGAUCUUCUCAAAACUCAUUCAACGACAUUGUGCAAAGAAAUGAGAAAUUCUUUCUGUCGUGCUUUGAUUCUUCUUCGUAACAAAAAUCUAAUUUCUCCUUUGGAUCUUCUUGAGCUGUUCUUUCAACUACUUCGAUGUCCUGACAAAAAUCUUCGAAAGUUUCUUGAGAAUCACAUCAUCACGGACAUUAAAAACAUGAAUGCAAAGAGCAAAGAUAUGAAACUUAAUGCAACAUUACAGAAUUUCAUGUUUUCAAUGGUGAAAGAUUCAAAUCCAAAAGCUGCGAAAAUGUCACUCGAUAUUAUGAUUGAGUUGUAUAAGAAGAACAUUUGGAAUGAUGCGAAGACUGUCAACGUUAUUGGAACCGUUGGAUGUUUCUCUAAAGUCACUAAAGUUUUAGUGGCUGCUUUAAAAUUCUUCUUAGGAACUGACGAAGAUGACGAAGAUUCUGAUAGUGAAUCAGACAAUGAGCCUGAUUUGAAAGCUGCAGUUAUGGCGAAUCGUGUUGCAAAGAAAACAAAGAAACGAAACAAACAACUCGAAAAUGUUAAGAAAUUGCACAAAAAGUUUCAAAACAAGAAGAAGAAAGCGCCAACAUUCAAUUUUUCAGCAAUUCAUUUAAUUAACAACCCACAAGGCAUGGCUGAAGAUCUGUUCAAGCAACUUCAGGAUGGAAAUGAACGAUUUGAAGUGAAACUACUUCAUCUUGAUGUCAUCUCAAGACUUAUUGGAAUUCAUGAGCUUUUCAUCUUCAGUUUCUAUCCUUACGUAACAAGAUUCUUGCAACCACAUCAAAGACAAGUCACGAGAAUUCUUCAAUUUGCAGCGCAAGCAGCACAUGAACUUGUUCCACCUGAAGUCAUUCAACCAAUAAACAAAACCAUUGCAAAUAAUUUUGUCACUGAGAGAAACUCGAGUGAUGUGAUGGCGAUUGGAUUGAAUGCAAUUCGUGAAGUUUGUCAACGUUGUCCAUUGUCAAUGGAAGAAGAUUUACUUCGGGACUUAGUGAUGUAUAAGAAUUAUAAAGAUAAGUCGGUUAUGAUGUCUUCUCGUUCACUUAUUUCACUUUAUCGUGAGCAAUUCCCAUCACUUUUACAUAAGAAAGAUCGUGGACGUCCAACAGAGGCUAGCGCAGAGUUUGAACCGAAAAAAUAUGGUGAAGUCAAAGCUGUUGAUUUUAUUCAAGGCGCUGAAGCUUUAGUUAAAGACGGAAAUGAUGAAAGUGCAAGUGAAGACGAAGAAGAUUCAGAUGAUUCUGGAAGUGAAUCAGGUUCAUGGGUUGAUGUAAGUCAUUCUGAAAAUGAUGAAAAAAUCGAUGAAGAUUCUGAAAUUGAUGAAGGUGAGCAACCAUCAAAGAGUGAUGAGAAGGAAGCAGCAAAGGAAUUAGCUUUGACAAAGAUUUUCACCGAUGCCGAUUUCAAAAGAAUUGAAGCUGAGAACCUUAAAAGAAAAGUCACAAACUCAAGAAAACGUAAAGCAACUGAAACAGCAACAACACCGGAAAAAUCAGAUUUUGUAAGACUCAACGACAUUGAAAUGAUUUACAAAAAGCGUCGAACAGAUAAACAAUCACGUCUCGAAACAGUUCAGAAAGGACGUGAAGGUCGAGAG
Molecule: messenger RNA, 1892 nt
Organism: Clunio marinus
Lineage: Eukaryota; Metazoa; Arthropoda; Insecta; Diptera; Chironomidae
Source: the annotation of a GenBank genome assembly